CGCGCCCCCCCCCGCCGCGGUCAGCCCAGCUCAGGUUGCCGUGCCCGUCGUGGAUGCGAUGGGAAGCAGGACCCCUCGGGAGCAGCCGCAGGCACUUACCUGCCACCCUUGCAGCAGGUAUUUCAAGCACCACGUCGGCCUGGGAUAGGAACCGUAGGGAAGCCUAUCAAGCUCUUGGCCAACUAUUUUGAAGUGGACAUUCCCAAGAUCGACGUGUAUCACUAUGAAGUGGAUAUCAAGCCCGAUAAAUGUCCACGUAGAGUCAACAGGGAGGUUGUGGAAUACAUGGUGCAGCACUUCAAACCUCAGAUCUUUGGAGAUCGGAAGCCGGUCUACGACGGGAAAAAGAAUAUCUACACCGUCACUGCCCUGCCCAUCGGAAACGAACGAGUUGACUUUGAGGUAACAAUCCCAGGGGAAGGCAAAGACCGGAUAUUUAAGGUCUCCAUCAAGUGGAUGGCGAUUGUGAGCUGGCGGAUGCUCCAUGAGGCCUUGGUGAGCGGGCAGAUCCCCGUCCCGCUGGAAUCUGUCCAGGCGCUAGAUGUUGCCAUGAGACAUCUGGCAUCAAUGAGGUACACUCCUGUGGGCCGUUCCUUCUUCUCCCCUCCUGAAGGUUACUACCACCCUCUGGGAGGGGGCAGGGAAGUUUGGUUUGGGUUCCAUCAGUCGGUCAGGCCUGCCAUGUGGAAGAUGAUGCUCAACAUUGAUGUGUCGGCGACAGCCUUCUACAAAGCCCAGCCCGUGAUCGAGUUCAUGUGCGAAGUGCUGGAUAUCCGAAACAUCGAUGAGCAGCCAAAGCCCCUAACGGACUCGCAGAGGGUGCGCUUCACUAAGGAGAUCAAAGGUUUGAAAGUAGAGGUGACCCACUGUGGGCAGAUGAAGAGGAAAUACCGAGUGUGUAAUGUUACCAGGCGACCAGCCAGUCACCAGACGUUCCCCUUGCAACUGGAAAGUGGGCAGACAGUGGAGUGUACAGUGGCUCAGUACUUCAAGCAGAAAUACAACCUGCAGCUGAAAUACCCCCACCUGCCAUGUCUGCAGGUCGGCCAGGAACAGAAGCACACGUAUUUGCCCUUGGAGGUGUGUAACAUUGUGGCAGGCCAGCGGUGCAUCAAGAAGCUAACAGACAAUCAGACAUCAACCAUGAUAAAAGCAACGGCGAGAUCCGCCCCAGAUAGACAAGAGGAAAUCAGCCGACUGAUGAAGAAUGCCAGUUACAACCUGGAUCCGUACAUACAGGAGUUUGGGAUAAAGGUGAAGGACGACAUGACGGAAGUGACGGGGAGGGUCCUUCCAGCACCAAUCUUACAGUACGGAGGCCGGAACCGGGCGAUUGCCACUCCCAACCAGGGCGUGUGGGACAUGCGGGGAAAACAGUUCUACAAUGGGAUCGAGAUCAAAGUCUGGGCUAUCGCCUGCUUUGCCCCCCAGAAGCAGUGUCGAGAGGAGGUGCUGAAGAACUUCACAGACCAGCUGCGCAAGAUUUCGAAGGAUGCAGGGAUGCCCAUCCAAGGCCAGCCAUGUUUCUGCAAAUAUGCACAGGGUGCGGACAGCGUGGAGCCGAUGUUCCGACACCUUAAAAAUACCUACUCUGGGCUCCAGCUCAUCAUCGUCAUCCUGCCAGGAAAAACACCUGUGUAUGCGGAGGUGAAGCGUGUUGGAGACACGCUCCUGGGGAUGGCCACGCAGUGCGUUCAGGUCAAGAAUGUGGUGAAAACCUCGCCGCAAACCCUCUCCAACCUCUGCCUCAAAAUCAACGUCAAACUGGGUGGGAUCAACAACAUCCUCGUGCCUCACCAGCGCUCGGCCGUCUUUCAGCAGCCAGUGAUCUUUCUGGGUGCCGAUGUCACCCACCCACCAGCGGGGGAUGGGAAGAAGCCUUCCAUAACGGCUGUUGUGGGCAGCAUGGAUGCCCACCCGAGCCGUUACUGUGCCACGGUACGAGUCCAGCGCCCUCGGCAGGAGAUUAUUGAGGACCUGUCCUACAUGGUGAGGGAGCUGCUCAUUCAGUUCUACAAGUCCACCCGCUUCAAACCCACCAGGAUCAUCUUCUACCGGGACGGGGUUCCAGAGGGGCAGCUCCCGCAGAUUCUUCACUAUGAGCUGCUGGCAAUCCGAGACGCCUGCAUCAAACUGGAGAAGGAUUAUCAGCCCGGCAUCACAUACAUAGUUGUCCAGAAACGGCACCACACCCGCCUCUUCUGUGCGGAUAAGAAUGAAAGGAUUGGCAAGAGUGGGAACAUCCCGGCUGGAACAACUGUGGAUACGAACAUCACCCACCCGUUCGAGUUUGACUUCUACCUGUGCAGUCAUGCAGGCAUUCAGGGUACGAGCAGACCUUCCCAUUACUAUGUCCUCUGGGACGACAACCGGUUUACAGCAGAUGAGCUGCAGAUCCUUACGUACCAGCUCUGCCACACCUACGUGCGCUGCACCCGCUCAGUCUCCAUCCCAGCACCAGCAUAUUAUGCCAGAUUGGUGGCAUUCAGGGCGCGGUACCACCUAGUGGACAAAGAGCAUGACAGCGGAGAGGGUAGCCAUAUAUCUGGACAGAGCAACGGCAGAGACCCGCAGGCCCUGGCAAAGGCUGUGCAAGUUCAUCAGGACACUUUACGUACCAUGUACUUUGCUUGAAAGCCUAACUUUUCUUACCUCAUUCAAGAAAGCUUUCAGAUUUGUAGGAGCCAUACAAAAAAGGAAGCAUUGAGACACCUUGGUUGUUCCAAUGAGAAUCACUGCAGGGCAGGCAGCGUCACUUGAGGCAGGAGACCAACACCACAUGCGGAAGGAGAGAGACCAGACCCCUUCGUAGUAUGGGAAGAGACUGAUUAUUUUUCUGAUUUUGCAAAUCUUCACCUGACCAAACCAGUGAAGGUGUUUAAAGAAGGGAUAAAACGGAAACAGAAGCAGGUUUCCAUUUUAAAAUGCAAUACACUAUAGACUUCUGACUGCAAAACAAAGGAAUUGGUCCUCCAUUGCCAAACAGAUGCUGGUUGGUAUUUUGGGGGUGGGGUGGGGGGAUUUUUAGAGCCUUAAACAGAAGACUAGAUUUAUAAAGUAAUAUUUUAGGAUACAAGAUGCUUUAAUGGGUUAAGGAAAAAAACUAGUUUGUAGAAAAAUUCUAACACUAACAUUUGCCCCCCAUGUAACGUAAGGCACCCUAGCACUUAGCUCCAAACUGAUGAAAUCUGUCUUCCUUAUGUUAAAGGCUAGUUAGCUGCUUCCAUUUGAAGCAACAGUCACAGACUUUUCCUUGGGUGAGUGCCUUACUACGAUGCUGCAAAAUUUCAACAUUUUUAUCUUGUAAUGAAAAAAUAUAGGACUCUUGUCUUGGUGAUGGUCCAUAUUUCCAUCCAAAGGAGUUGAUUUUAUAUUCAUAAAGUUACAGUUGGUGUUAGAUCACAACCUCACAAUGGUUAAACUCCAUUGAAAGACGUGCACUUUCAUAUAGGACAAGUUGAAUAGCUGCUGACCCGUUUUUGUUUCCAGUGUACUACUUUGUUAUUUAAAACUGCAUUUCUGACAAAUGGGGGCAUUCAUCCCAUGAGGACAGAAAUCCUCAGUUUAGUAUUUUUUUUUCCUGAAUUUCUACAAUGAGGACACAUCGGGAUUUUUUUUACUAAGCAUUAUUUUUAUAUGAUAUGAAGUCUGUUGCCAAAAUUCACAAGUCAUUAACAUUGUCAGAGUUUACAUCACUGCACUUCCUGAGACUUUGUAUGUUCAUGCCAGAGAUUGAUAGUAUUUCCUGUCCAAUGAGUGUAUUGCUAACUGCAGUCCAUGGAGCUGUGGGGUAUUCCUUUGUUAUGUUCUAGUGCAGAGGUUGGCAACCUAUGGCAUGCGUGCCGAAGGCGGCACACGAGCUGAUUUUCAGUGGCACUCACACUG
Messenger RNA from Chelonoidis abingdonii (Abingdon island giant tortoise), 3885 nucleotides. Its product is annotated as protein argonaute-1. Lineage: Eukaryota; Metazoa; Chordata; Testudines; Testudinidae. The record is from RefSeq and is a predicted model, not a curated record. Gene Ontology annotation, molecular function: RNA binding; protein binding.